GUGAUAGAGCAAUGAGUUGAUGGCUAUUCAGUGUGGAAUAAAAGACCAUUGGUCAGCCAAGAGUGCUGCCAGGGGCUCUCCCCCCCCCUCCUGCAGAUAAGGCACAGCAGCUCCAUAUCCUGUGCAACAGUGCCACUCUUUUGCUAUAACUUAACUAAGUCAGGUGAAGUCAGCACACUGAGAAUAUUUACCAACGUUUGAGCCUGAACAAAAUGAGUAAUAUGAUGACCGAGAUCAUGGCCUUUCUGUUGACUAUAUCUGGAUGGGUACUCACAGCCUCUACUGUUGCUACAGACUACUGGAAAGUUUCCUCCGUGGAUGGGACGGUCAUCACAACUGCAACGUUCUGGUCAAAUCUGUGGAAGACAUGCGUGACUGACUCAACAGGGGUCUCCAACUGCAAAGACUUCCCUUCCAUGCUUGCAUUAGACGGAUACAUACAGGUGUGUCGUGGUUUGAUGAUAGCUGCCGUGUGUUUGGGUUUCUUUGGGGCUACUCUGGCCUUGGUGGGGAUGAAAUGCACCAAGAUCGGAGGAUCUGAAACAACAAAGGCCCGGAUAGCCAGUGUGGCCGGCUUCAAUUUCAUCCUGAAUGGUCUUUGUUCCUUGACUGCAUGCUCUCUCUACGCACACAGGAUAACAUCUGAAUUUUUUGAUCCCUUGUUUGUCGCCCAAAAAUUCGAGCUGGGUGCUGCAUUGUUCAUUGGCUGGGGGGGGUCUGUUCUCUGCAUAUUAGGAGGCCUAAUCUUCUGCCUGUCUCUAACAGAGGGCCUCAGUCUGAGACACGCUGAGCGCUCCUACAACAGAGAUGCCUCCUUCAUCUCCAUACACCAAAGGCACAACCCCUCCACCAACCUCCAAAAGGACCCCCAGGACCAGGGUGGCACAUCCAGACAGUUUGGGAGAAACGCCUACGUUUGAUGGCUGCCUAGUAUACACAGCCAUACUGCUAUAGCAGGCUGAGAGCUAUUCCUGCAACGUCUGCUUUGGAGUUCUCCUGUUUCACAAAUGAGUACAGAACAAUUGAGCCUCUCCAUUGUCCGAAGUCAGAGAUGAGAGAGAACAAAUGCUAUCUUGCUAUCAUAGGGGUGCUGCAACGCUGCAUGCUGGACUGACACCAUUUCAGCUUUUAUAAGAAAGGAUUCAGCAACAUGCUGUCCGUGAUAGUGUGAUUCAUGAUAGACUUUGUGAUAUUUGGAGGUGAAAUAUAGCAUGUAUCAGUUUCAGUCCCAUCAAUACACUAGGAACACAAUAGUCUAUCUGAUAUUAAAGUGAUUUUCAUUGAAAAUAAAAAAAAGUUGUAUAAGUUUGGCAGCAAAAACAACAAACUUAACCACAUUGAUCUCAAUAAAAAUGUCAAGUUUUUGCCUGAAAUUGCACUGUGCCAUAGCACCAGGUCUUGUGAA
Molecule: messenger RNA, 1405 nt
Organism: Alosa sapidissima (American shad)
Lineage: Eukaryota; Metazoa; Chordata; Actinopteri; Clupeiformes; Clupeidae
Gene: cldn10a
Product: claudin 10a
Exons: 5
Coding region: 213-920 (235 amino acids)
Biological process (GO): bicellular tight junction assembly; cell adhesion
Cellular component (GO): bicellular tight junction; plasma membrane
Molecular function (GO): structural molecule activity
Source: RefSeq, a predicted model, not a curated record